UCGGGCCCUGCGGCCGGGCGGGGCCCCGGGCCGCGGCCCCGGUCUCCCGGCCUGUCCCCUUCGUGGGGCGCGGCGAUGGCGGCCGGGUGUCCGAGCACGGACCCUUCCGGCGCCUCCUCCUCCUCCCUGCUGUCGUCCCCCUCCUCCUCCUCUUCGCCGAGCGAGGUGAUGGCGCUGAAGGACGUGCGGGAGGUGAAGGAGGAGAACUCCCUGGAUGAGAAGCUUUUCUUGCUGGCGUGCGACAAGGGUGACUAUUAUAUGGUUAAAAAGAUUUUGGAGGAAAGCAGUUCAGGUGACUUGAACAUAAAUUGCGUAGAUGUGCUUGGGAGAAAUGCUGUUACAAUAACUAUUGAAAAUGAAAAUUUGGAUAUACUACAGCUACUUUUGGACUACGGUUGUCAGUCCACAGAUGCACUUUUGGUGGCAAUCGACUCUGAAGUAGUGGGAGCUGUUGAUAUACUUCUUAAUCAUCGACCAAAACGAUCAUCAAGACCAACUAUAGUAAAACUAAUGGAGCAGAUUCAGAAUCCUGAGUAUUCAACAACUAUGGACAUUGCACCUGUCAUUUUAGCUGCUCAUCGUAACAACUAUGAAAUUCUUACAAUGCUGUUAAAACAGGAUGUGUCUCUACCUAAGCCCCAUGCAGUUGGCUGUGAAUGCACAUUGUGUUCUGCAAAAAACAAAAAGGACAGCCUCCGACAUUCCAGGAAUGAUUAUGAGGAACUAGCCCAGCAAUGUAAAAUGUUUGCUAAAGAUUUGCUUGCACAAGCCCGGAAUUCACGGGAAUUGGAAGUUAUUCUAAACCAUACAUCUAGUGAUGAGCCUCUUGACAAACGAGGAUUAUUAGAAGAAAGAAUGAAUCUAAGUCGUCUAAAACUUGCUAUCAAAUAUAACCAAAAGGAGUUUGUCUCCCAGUCUAACUGCCAACAGUUUUUGAACACUGUUUGGUUUGGACAGAUGUCAGGUUACCGACGUAAGCCUACCUGUAAGAAGAUAAUGACUGUUUUAACAGUUGGCAUCUUGUGGCCACUUUUGUCACUUUGCUAUUUGAUAGCUCCCAAAUCUCAGUUUGGCAGAAUCAUUCAUACACCCUUUAUGAAAUUUAUUAUUCAUGGAGCAUCAUAUUUCACAUUCUUGCUGUUACUAAACCUAUAUUCUCUUGUCUACAAUGAGGAUAAGAAAAACACUAUGGGACCAGCCCUUGAAAGAAUAGACUAUCUUCUUAUACUGUGGAUUAUUGGAAUGAUUUGGUCAGACAUUAAAAGACUCUGGUAUGAAGGGUUGGAAGACUUUUUAGAAGAAUCUCGUAAUCAACUCAGUUUUGUCAUGAAUUCCCUUUAUUUGGCAACCUUUGCCCUGAAAGUGGUUGCUCACAACAAGUUUCAUGACUUUGCUGAUCGGAAAGACUGGGAUGCAUUUCAUCCUACAUUGGUGGCAGAAGGGCUGUUUGCAUUUGCAAAUGUUCUGAGUUAUCUUCGGCUCUUUUUCAUGUAUACAACAAGCUCUAUCUUGGGUCCAUUACAGAUUUCAAUGGGACAGAUGCUUCAAGAUUUUGGAAAAUUUCUUGGGAUGUUCCUUCUUGUUUUGUUUUCAUUCACAAUUGGAUUGACACAACUAUAUGAUAAAGGCUAUACUCCAAAAGAGCAGAAGGACUGUGUGGGCAUCUUUUGUGAGCAGCAGAGCAACGACACCUUCCAUUCGUUCUUUGGCACUUGCUUUGCUUUGUUCUGGUAUAUUUUCUCCUUAGCACAUGUGGCAAUCUUUGUCACAAGAUUCAGCUACGGAGAAGAAUUGCAGUCCUUUGUGGGAGCUGUCAUUGUGGGCACGUACAACGUGGUGGUUGUGAUUGUGCUCACCAAGCUGCUGGUGGCAAUGCUGCACAAGAGCUUCCAGUUGAUAGCAAAUCACGAAGACAAAGAAUGGAAGUUUGCCCGCGCAAAGUUGUGGCUUAGUUACUUUGAUGACAAAUGUACAUUACCCCCACCUUUCAACAUCAUUCCUUCACCAAAAACCAUCUGCUACAUGAUUAGUAGCCUCAGUAAAUGGAUUUGCUCUCAUACAUCAAAAGGCAGGGUUAAACGGCAAAACAGUCUAAAGGAAUGGAGAAACUUGAAACAAAAGAGAGAUGAAAACUACCAAAAAGUGAUGUGCUGCUUGGUACAUCGUUACUUGACUUCUAUGAGACAGAAGAUGCAAAGCACAGAUCAGGCAACUGUAGAAAAUCUAAAUGAACUGCGCCAAGAUCUGUCAAAAUUCCGAAAUGAGAUAAGGGAUUUACUUGGCUUUCGGACUUCUAAAUAUGCUAUGUUUUAUCCAAGGAACUAAUCAUUUUCUAACUCAUGUAGAGAAUAAUUUUCAAUAAUCUGAAAGGUUGUUUGCAUAACUUGAAAUUAAAUCAUAAGAUAUAUAUUGAAAUAUAGAAUUAUGUAAAAGCAUUGUUUAAAAUAUUUAUAGCAUAACUAUGUUAUAUAAAAUAUGUAAAUAGAGUAAGCUUUUUAAAACUUUUGUUGGUUGCUUUUUGCGGAAGCAAAACAGAUUUAGUAGACAGGUUUUGUGAGCAUGCUGCUUGGUUUUCUUAUUUGAACAAUGCUCUAAAUUUUUUUUCUUUUUAUGUUAAAGAAGGGCAGUUAUAAUUAUAAACAUUGCCAGAAAAUUCGCUAAAUGAAGACCAGUAAAUGUCUUCUGUGGAAUAACUUGAAGUAUUGAAGUCAUGGUUUAUAAAAUGUGUUUUAGGACUUUACAUAUAAUAUAGUAUUUAUUGUUUGGGAUUAUAGUUUAAUCUAAAAUGGUAAUCUGUUUUUAUUUUAUUAUAAUCCUAAGUAGCAAAGAAACAACCUUAAUGAAUAUUUGAAUCUAUUUAUGUCUAUUAAUUUAAAUUCACUUCAGUUUUGUUAUUGUAAUAUAUUUACUUUUACAUGGUUGUAAUUACUCUAUUUUUAAUUUUGCUUUUUUUUAAUUUAAUAGUAUUUUAUAUAUAGACUAGAGGCCCAAUGCACGAAAUUCGUGCAAGGGCCUUGGCCCCAGCCACUGCCGGCACCGCCAGCUGGGGACCUCUUCCACCUCUGCCGCAGCCUCCCGCUGCGGCUGUGUCCAGAAGGAAGGAUGUCUGGUCUAAUUAGCAUAGUAUGCUUUCAUUAGUAUAGAUUUCCAUUUAUUGAUAUAAGUCUACCUGUUAAAUUUUAUAGAAUCAUGUCAUUUUUGAAAUAUACAGUUAGUAGACUUGUUUUUUUUGUCGCUGUAGAGUACUUGUUUAUGUUUACAGGUUUGCCCAGGUACUUAUAUAAGAUUAGACAUUUGGUGGUUUUUAACCUUUUUCUUGUUAUAAUAGUGCCAUAAUUUUUUUCAGGUUGGCGUGAAUGUUCAUAGCUAUAAAGUAAGUCUUAGAAGAUAUUUCUGUACCACGUGUGGUCACAGGCUGUUUUAUUUUUUUAAACAUUGGAAAACCCUGCAGGGAUCUGUUCUAUUUGAACUAAGGUUCUUGGGCUUUUCUCCAAAAGUAUUUUCCACAGAAUUAACAUAGCUUCAAUAAAAGUGACUUCAUGUUGA
Eptesicus fuscus (big brown bat) is the source of this 3546-nucleotide messenger RNA. It is a transcript of the gene TRPC1, whose product is annotated as transient receptor potential cation channel subfamily C member 1. Gene Ontology annotation, cellular component: membrane; cation channel complex. The record is from RefSeq and is a predicted model, not a curated record. Gene Ontology annotation, molecular function: store-operated calcium channel activity; inositol 1,4,5 trisphosphate binding; protein binding. NCBI's taxonomy places the organism in Eukaryota, Metazoa, Chordata, Mammalia, Chiroptera, Vespertilionidae. Gene Ontology annotation, biological process: manganese ion transport; calcium ion transmembrane transport; regulation of cytosolic calcium ion concentration. The transcript is spliced from 12 exons. Bases 76 to 2325 code for a protein of 749 amino acids.